This is a messenger RNA of Cavia porcellus (domestic guinea pig), 2671 nucleotides long. It is a transcript of the gene Tmem151a, whose product is annotated as transmembrane protein 151A. NCBI's taxonomy places the organism in Eukaryota, Metazoa, Chordata, Mammalia, Rodentia, Caviidae. The transcript has 2 exons. Bases 136 to 1533 code for a protein of 465 amino acids. The record is from RefSeq and is a predicted model, not a curated record.
UGGGGCUGGGGCUGGGCGCAGUGCUCCGCGGCGGCGGAGCCGAGCGGACGCCCCUCGGGGCCGCGCUGCAGCUUCCGCGCCCCUCCCUAUCAUGCCCCGGGCCCGGGCUGGGGCCGCCCAAGCAGCCAGGACACCAUGCCCGAGGGCGACGGCGGGGAGGUGCCCGCGCUUAUCCCGGACGGCGAGCCGCUGCGGGAGGAGCAGCGGCCCCUGAAGCAGUCCCUGGGAAGCUCCCUGUGCCGAGAGUCGCACUGGAAGUGCCUGCUCCUCACACUCCUCAUCCAUGCCUGUGGUGCAGUGGUGGCCUGGUGUCGCCUCGCCACUGUGCCGCGGCUGGUCCUGGGGCCUGAGGCAGCCCUGGCUCGUGGGGCAGGGGGCCCGCCACCCACCUACCCGGCCAGCCCCUGCUCCGAUGGCUACCUGUACAUCCCACUGGCCUUUGUCUCCCUCCUCUACCUCCUCUACCUGGCCGAAUGCUGGCACUGCCACGUGCGGUCAUGCCAGGCGCCUCGCACCGAUGCCAACACCGUGCUUGCCCUGAUCCGCCGCCUGCAGCAGGCGCCGCCCUGUGUCUGGUGGAAGGCCACCAGCUACCACUACGUGCGCCGCACGCGCCAGAUCACCCGCUACCGCAAUGGCGAUGCCUACACCACCACGCAGGUCUACCACGAGCGGGCUGACAGCCGCACAGCCAGGGGUGAAUUUGACUACUCAGCCCACGGUGUCCGCGAUGUCUCCAAGGAGCUGGUGGGCCUGGCUGACCACGCAGCCACGCGGCUGCGCUUCACUAAGUGCUUCAGCUUCGGCAGCGCCGAGGCCGAGGCCUCGUACCUCACGCAGCGAGCCCGGUUCUUCAGUGCCAACGAGGGCCUGGACGACUACCUAGAGGCCCGCGAGGGGAUGCACCUGAAGGACGUGGACUUCCGUGAGUCUCUCAUGGUCUUCGCCGACCCCCGCAGCCCACCCUGGUACGCCCGUGCCUGGGUCUUCUGGCUCGUGUCGGCAGCCACACUGUCCUGGCCCCUGCGGGUCGUGGCGGCCUGUGGCACCGCCCAUGUCCACUACCAAGUGGAGAAGCUCUUUGGCGCCAGCUCACCUCCUCCAGGGGCCAUGCCCAGCGGGCCGCCACUGUCCCGAGUGGCCACGGUGGACUUCACCGAGCUGGAGUGGCACAUCUGCUCCAACCGGCAGCUGGUGCCCAGCUACUCGGAGGCUGUGGUCAUGGGCGCCGGCUCAGGUGCCUACCUUCGGGGCUGCCAGCGCUGCCGCCGCUCCGUCAGCAGCAACUCGCUGCCCCCUGCCCAGCCCAGUGGUCCCCGCCUGCCCUUCAGUCGAAGCCGCCUCUCACUAGGCGCCGGGGGCCGGGCUACCCCAGGGGUUUUCCGCAGCCUGAGUGGGGGGCCGUUGGGGCGCCGCAGAGAGGACACGGAACCCUUGGAAAGUCCGCCGUGCUACGAGGAUGCCCUUUAUUUCCCGGUGCUCAUUGUCCAUGGGGACAGUGGCUGUCGGGGAGACGGGCAAGGUGCACUCUGAGACCCCAUGUGACCCUGGUGUGUCUGCCUCCUCACUAGCCAGCCACAGUGGGCUUGGAUACCUGAUACUUGUCCAAACCAGGAGGGCAAAGAGACCAGCCACACAGGGGUCGGGGGGCGUGGGGGGUCCUUCAACUAAAAUGCAGUGACCUGUGGUCAUUCUUGGGGGAGGGUGCCUCCUGAGUUGAGCCUGUGAUCCAUCCCUAGCAUGGCUCCCCCGCCUCCCACCCCAUGGGAGGAUCCCACCUCAUGGUGGAUGAGCUGCUGGGGAGCCUCCCACACUGGGCAGGGGAGGAAGCUUCCAGAAAGGCUGGGAUCGGGAGGAGCCCUGGGGACAGCUGUUACCCACAGCAAAGGGUUGCCUAUGGGGUUCCUCCCCGCCAUAGCCGAGGCCACACUGGGGACCCUCAAGCAACCCAGAAGCACAAUUGGGCAGUUUGGGGCCGUGCCCAGUAGGGAGGUCUCCUGAAGUUGAAAAGCUGGCAGUGAUGGCCCCGCUACGUGCCUAGAGUUCCCAUAGUCCCCUGCUAGUCCCUUCCUGCCUGUCCCCUCACCUCUGCUCAGGCAUAAUCCCUGAUGUGACCCUGUGGUGUGGCUCCUUUCCCCGGGAGCCUGGUUCUUGGAACACAGCUUUUUCCCUGGUACAACUGCACCUGCCCCCACAUGCAGCUCCCCUUAGGACCAGGGGUCCCAGUCAGGACCCCACCGCGAUCCCACAUUCCCUGGUCUCCACUGCUGCCUCCCACUUCUGUGUUCACCUCUGUCAGCCACAUGCAUACACACACACACACACACACACACACACACACACACACACACACACCCUGUCUUCAAUGCUUCUGCAGGCUUCUCUGCUCUUCACCCUCCUGAUGCUCUGCAGGAUGCAGGGCCACAGGGCAUCCGAGGGGCCCUGGCCUGGCCACAGCCUCUUGGACGAUGCCCUUGCCUUGCUCUGGAAGCCCCUGCUUCUCCCACCACGGUGGAGCCUGGCCCAGGGGACAUCAUCCCUCCCCCAGGGAGGAGAGAGGAGUCCCUUCCCUUCCAAAUGGGGCUGCCACCCCUCUCAGGGGCUGGCAGGGGAUAGGUGGGGAGAGAAGACAGAGCAAGUACAGAGUGAAUAAAGAUAUGAACUGAAAGCA